Messenger RNA from Vicia villosa (hairy vetch), 647 nucleotides. RefSeq names its product dolichyl-diphosphooligosaccharide--protein glycosyltransferase subunit DAD1. Bases 88 to 441 code for a protein of 117 amino acids. The record is from RefSeq and is a predicted model, not a curated record. The transcript has 5 exons. Gene Ontology annotation, cellular component: oligosaccharyltransferase complex; membrane. NCBI's taxonomy places the organism in Eukaryota, Viridiplantae, Streptophyta, Magnoliopsida, Fabales, Fabaceae. Gene Ontology annotation, biological process: protein N-linked glycosylation.
UGACGACGACGACUUCUUCAGUAGAAACAGGUUCAAGUUAGAGCUUGAAAGAGAGAGAGAGUGUGUGAAGCGAAGGUUGAGAAGAGAAUGGCAAGAACAUCUUCCACCACGAAGGAUGCACAAGAUCUAUUCCGCGCGAUUUGGUCUGCAUAUUCCGCCACACCUACUAAUCUCAAGAUCAUCGAUCUCUAUGUUGCAUUCGCAGUUUUCACCGCUCUCCUUCAGGUAGUUUACAUGGCUCUGGUUGGAACAUUUCCAUUUAACUCCUUCCUUUCUGGAGUACUCUCUUGCGUAGGAACCGCGGUUUUGGCCGUUUGUCUCCGGAUCCAAGUCAACAAAGAGAACAAGGAAUUCAAGGAUCUUGCGCCCGAACGUGCUUUUGCUGAUUUUGUUCUCUGCAAUUUGGUGCUUCAUUUGGUGAUCAUGAACUUCCUUGGUUAAAUUAGUUUGGUGCGGUUUUGUUGUUUCCUAGAGAACCCUCGGAUGAUAAAGAUCAAUAGUACUUACAUACAUGAGUUUUAUCAAACAGUACUUAAUGACAGUCACUGAGAUUUAGCAAAUUAUUGUAGUUUCAUGUUGAGAUGCUAGAGAUUUUUCAUCUUUAAACUAUGCUAUUAUUGAUGAAUUCGAUAAGGUUUUUCGCAUGA